AUGAUGUGCGAGGAGUCUGGUGAGUUGGUCGACUUAAGCAUGGCAUCGGACGAGUCGGAGACGGAGAACACCACUGAGCUGUCGGGGGAGACGGAGCUCUCGUUCCAUCCGAGAAGUCUUUGGAAGCUUAAGCUCGACCCGUCACUGUACAGAUGCUUGACAUGUCUUGGCGCCCUGUUCAUCAUCGUGCUGAGUAGUUUGGGAGCCAUCCUCCUUGGCGCCAGGGGUGAUGUGGGUGAAAUAUCAUAUUAUUUCAGAUAUUAUGCAGACAUGGAAUUUUGCAUCCUGAUGGCUUGUACAGCCGUAGCGGCUUGUGGAGCUAUGUGGGUAUGGUGCCAUGCCUCAACGCCACACCUCCUUCAGGCUUCAGGCUUUCUGGUUCUCAACUGGAUCGAGGGGUUAGCCUUCAUCAGCUGGAUCCUUGCUCUUUAUAAUCAUGUAAACACCACGACAAGCAUCCUUGUGGCUUGUCUCAGACUUUUCUUGCUGAUCUGUGAAAUCGUGAGUCUUCAGAUCUUGAUCCAGAACCGUCUCCAAAGCAUUUGGCCGGCACUCAACCAACCUCGAUGUGGAGUGUGGCUGAACAGGAUUGUUUGGGCAGAACUUGCUUUGCUCACACUGGGCACUCUCAGCUUGAUUCCUGCUCUACGCGCGAUGCAACGUGGCGAAUCGGGCAUUCUCAUGUACAUUGCCCUUGCCGCAUUCGUGCUUUUCAUCCCAUGUUGCUUUGUCAUUUGGAUGCUUAUUGUUUUUGCCACCUUGUGCCGUGUUUUGACCAUCUUUCAUGCUGCGCAGCAGAUGGCGCAGGGUCUUUCUCUGGAGUCCGGCAAGGCGUUGCGCCGCAGCCGCAGAGCGGCAUUGCUGCAAGGUCUUGGCUUGGUGAUUAGCUUAGCCAGCACCUGCACUUUGGUGACUGUUUCCAUUGUGCCACCACACAAACAGACCACCGCACGAAGGAGCCGACCGAGCGUGCGCGUGCCGCAACGAGCUUGGUUCUUCCGACACUCGACCAACGCAAACAUCUCACAUAUGGGACUGGCGCAAAGUGUGAACUUGGUCACCAACACACUUGGUGUGAUUCUGCUGUCGGGGGCCCAUCGCUUCUGGGGGCGUGUUGUUGAAAACAACGCGUCCACAGGCGGCUGUUCCUGCUUCACCUCGGUGAAGCGGGUGAGACGGGUGAGGCCGACCAGAGAGAUCGUCGGAAGCGAAUGGGAAGCAAAGACUCAGGAACUGGCUGGUCGCGGUAUAUCUGUGCAGGAACUGCUGUUAUUUUAUCGCAGAUUGGGGAAGGACAUCAUGUUGUCUUAUAGACCAAAUGCGCACACUACCAAUGAUGUUGUGCGACAGGCGAUUAUCCCAAUGACUGCAGCAAACGGGAGCUCCUAUGCACAGCUAGUCAAUAGAGGUGAACCUAAGAUGCCCCAAAAGAUGGUGACCCACAACUGGUCCAACCUUUUCCGAGACUUGCUGGCGAGUGUCAUUGCUGAUGCCCUUGAAGAGCACACCUUUGAACUCGUUUCUGCUUUGCUGGCCGAUGAGGUGGGCAUCAAUGCUUUGGAGCAAAUGAUCCAGGUGCAAGGAAACUUGGAGGGCGUCUAUUGGAUUUGUGCCUUUGCAGUGAACCAACACUCCGGGAUAUGUGGAGCCAACCCACGUGCAGAUGUUGAUCCUGUCACAAUGCUACCACAUCCAGUGUGUUCAUGUGGGACUUCUAAAUUCUUCAACAGCACGCCACCUUUGAACCAGCAUGGGGAGAGCAUUCAUUGUGAAAUGAACAAGUUCGACGACAUGAUGUCCUUUCUAGCGUGCAGAGAUGCCUCUUUUGCAGAGGUGGUUGCUGUCGAUGCAUCAUUCGAACUCUUCAGCCGAGCCUGGUGUAUGGCUGAGCUGUUCGAAGCUCAUCGACUGGGUAUGACUCAGAUCCUGCUGGUGAGGAAUAAAGACACGCUGCUCAGAAGACAGCACACGCUAGAAGGCCUUAGAGUGCAAGAUAUGAAAGCAAGCCGCCCGCAAGAUGUCGAUGCCAUUCUGGCGAAGAUCCCGAACAAGGAUGCUUUCAACCAGAGACUUCGGUCUUUGAUCUGUGACAGGAAUGUUGGCCUUGUUACUGCUUGGAAGCAUGCUGAUUCUUUGCAGCGAAUAGAGCAGCUAUCUCAUGUAUUGAAGUGGGCUCGUUUGUCAACCAGUGUAGAAGAUGGACUGCAAGUUUGGCAGAAUUGGGUCUAG
This is a messenger RNA of Durusdinium trenchii, 2229 nucleotides long. The record is from the annotation of a GenBank genome assembly. Lineage: Eukaryota; Dinophyceae; Suessiales; Symbiodiniaceae.